UCUGCGCACUAGAGUUUGGAGGCCUCCAUAAGGGAGGACAUGGCCACUUCCCGUUUGCCGCCAGCUACGCUAACUCUAAAACAGUUCAUGAGAAGGCAACAAGUUCUCCACCUCUAUAGAAGGAUUUUGCAAGCAAUUCGACAGGUUCCAAAUGAUUCUGAUCGCAAAUACCUGAAGGACUGGGCAAGGGAAGAAUUUAAAAGGAACAAAGGUGCUACCGAAGAGGAUACCAUCCGCAUGAUGAUUACUCAAGGCAGUAUACAGCUAAAGGAGUUAGAGAAGACACUUGCUUUAGCAAAAUAAUAAUUAUACCAUAUUCAAAUCUCUAUUUUUGAUAGCUCAAAGCCAGUCAUUUGGCCAGGUAACUAGCACAUGAAAAGAAGAUCACAAUCAUCGGGGAAAUGCAAAAACCAAGAGACCAUUUAUUUCACUUCCACUACAGUAGCAUCUAUGAACAAAAAUGGAAUAAAUGUUGGUGAAAAUAUGGAGAAAUUGGAACCCUCAUACAUAGCUGAUGGAAACAAAAUACCUUCAAGCACUUUGAACAAAAACAUUAGUUCCUCAUCAGGUAGCAUGGAGUUGCAUGUGCUUUAGCAGUUCUGUAAGUAGUCUGCACAUGAAUGUUCAACGUUUUCAUGACAACCAAAUAGUGGAAACAACCAAAAUAUCCAUUAACUGAUAAAUGGAUAAAGUACAGAAUACUCAUACAAUACAAACAUUUGAUAAUAUAACCUGCUGCAUGUUACACAUAAAUGGACUUUGAUACCAUUUUAUAGGAGCCAGUUACAAAAGAUCUCAGGUGAUUCUGUUCUCAUGAAAUAUCUCAGUGGUGGUCCUUGGGCUCGAACUCUGCCUGGGCACUGACUUCAAGCCCCAGGACCAACACACACACACACAGUGAAUAUACUUAAAUCCAUUUAAAAUGCCAGAUAUGUAAGCUAAAUAAAAAAACCUGUUAAAAAGUAAUACUGAAUUUAGUAUACUGACAUCAGGAGACACUUCUGGAACUUAGUUGAAACAAUCCUUCAGCAUUCCCCUUCAAGGUUGAAAUAUGUUCUUCAGAGGUGUCAUUGCUUGAUAGCCAAGGACUCCUAAAAGUUCUGUCACUAGGAAUAGAGAUAUUUGUUGGGACACUUAAAAAGCUAAUGAGCACAUUGAAAUACCAAAAAGAAGAGAGACGACAUAGGGAGCCCUCACAACAUCCACAUGAUGCGAAUCAUUAAAGAACUGGUUACCUUUCCUCCACAGACCUGAAAAGGAAAAUUUGAAGAACACCCUCACAGACAUACAACAAGGUUGAUUGAGGUUACUUUUGAAAACUUCUAAUUUAUACAAGUAAUUUAGUGAAAGCAGGGGAGAACACUGGGACUGUCAGUCCUGCACACAACACAAUUCUGUUCGUCAGCAGAAAUUAGCCCAGCACCUGAAAGAUGAAGACAGAACUGUGCAGAUACGGGUGUGGUAUGCAGACUCUUUAAAUGUUAAACUUAUUCCCAAAGCUUA
Perognathus longimembris pacificus (Pacific pocket mouse) is the source of this 1503-nucleotide messenger RNA. RefSeq names its product LYR motif containing 2 (gene Lyrm2). Lineage: Eukaryota; Metazoa; Chordata; Mammalia; Rodentia; Heteromyidae. The coding region runs from base 40 to 303 and encodes 87 amino acids. Gene Ontology annotation, cellular component: mitochondrion. The record is from RefSeq and is a predicted model, not a curated record. The transcript is spliced from 3 exons.